AUGGCGGCGAUCCACCAGCAGCAGCAGCACAUGCCCCUUCUUCUCCUCACCUUCCUCCUCGCGGCGUCCACGGCGGCGGCCCGGCCUUCGUACGUCAUCAAGUCGACGUGCGUAGCGAUCACCAACGCCACCGUGGGUACCCCCUACCGCUACUGCGUGCGCACGCUCGCCGCCGACCCGGCGGCCGCGCCCGCCAGGGACGCCCGCGGGCUCGCCAUUGCCGCCGCCAAGCUCACCGCCACCAACGUCUCGUCGACGCUGCACGUGCUCAACCUGCUCGUGGACGCCCUCCAAAACUGCAUCGUCACGUACCAAUUCAUGCAAGGGGACGUCGCCGGCGCGCUCGACGACCUCAGCGCCGGCCGCCUCGACGUGGCGUCGCCCAAGCUCAAGCGCGCCUCGUUCCAGCCGGAUUUCUGCGAACUGGCCAUGAUGGAGAGUGACACCGACAAGGAUCCCGUGUCGGAGGAGAACGAUGCUAACCAGUUGCUCUCCGGCAUGGCGUACAACAUCGCGGAACUCAUCGCCAACAGGCGACCGCCGCCGCCAAGAUGA
This is a messenger RNA of Aegilops tauschii subsp. strangulata, 555 nucleotides long. RefSeq lists its product as uncharacterized. The record is from RefSeq and is a predicted model, not a curated record. NCBI's taxonomy places the organism in Eukaryota, Viridiplantae, Streptophyta, Magnoliopsida, Poales, Poaceae. Gene Ontology annotation, molecular function: enzyme inhibitor activity.